Messenger RNA from Conger conger (European conger), 2970 nucleotides. RefSeq names its product protein mono-ADP-ribosyltransferase PARP12-like. NCBI's taxonomy places the organism in Eukaryota, Metazoa, Chordata, Actinopteri, Anguilliformes, Congridae. Bases 148 to 2172 code for a protein of 674 amino acids. The record is from RefSeq and is a predicted model, not a curated record. Gene Ontology annotation, molecular function: NAD+ poly-ADP-ribosyltransferase activity; zinc ion binding. The transcript is spliced from 12 exons.
AGUUGCGUUGGUGAACUGUGACACCAAGCGAGAAGACUGCACAAUGACACCCGAAUCUUCGUGAGUUUCAGUUUCAUUUCUUCAGACAUCAGAAAAUUUUAACGAAGUGGAAACAAGCGGAAGUGUAGCCUCCCCACCUUCGGUAAAAUGUCUACUGCCGUUUCCAAGUUCAUCACCAGGAUUAUCUGUGAAAAUCAUGGAUGCAUGGACUACCAACAUCUUUACAAAACUCUACGGCAAAGUGUCACCAUUGCUGAAUCGACACUUUCCGCUGUCUUGAGAGACAAAUUUGUUAUUGUUGAAGGAAAAGAAAAGGGCUCAGCGAACAAUGGCUUGGGCGCAGACAGCUCAAUCAUAGCGAAGACAUCACUCAGAAUUUGCAAAGAAAAAAACGACAGUUGUAGUGACUGUGGAGAUUUACAUCUGUGCAGAUACCUUGUGUGUGGCAGCUGCAGCUACGGGAGGAAGUGCAAAAAUUCCCAUGACUUAGACUCGGAUGACAACAGGGCAGUCCUUUGCAGCCACGGGCUGCAGGAACUGGAGGAUGCGGAGCUUUUCACGCUGCUGCUGCAGAAUGACUCCUCUCUUCUCCCGGAGGUCUGCUCACAUUACAACAAGGGGAACGGCGAGCACGGCUCCUGCAGGUUCAAAGGAGGCUGUAAGGGCCUGCAUGUCUGCCAGCACUUCCUGCAGGGGGACUGCACUUUCGGCGACAAGUGCAAGCGGGCCCACGCCUUCGACGCCAACGCCCAGGAGAUCCUGAAGCGCAGAGGCGUGAGCCCGGAGAAGAGUCAACUUCUGUGCACGAUUUACAGGAACAUGUUCGCCAUCUCAGGCCCUCAGAACGGCCCGGCGGGCCUGUGCGUCCCCACGGCUGACCUCUGCCUGGGCGCUGGGAGCCCCCCCGUGGCUGCCACCGCCCCUCCCGCGGCCCGGGAGCGAUCCCGCCAGCCGCCCAGCGCCUCCGUCAGCGAGGCGGACCGCAACGAGAUCUGCCUCUUCUUCCUCCGCCGUCACUGCAGCUUCAAAGAGAACUGCACCCGGGUUCACUACCACCGGCCCUAUCGCUGGCAGGUCGCGGAGCCGGGCGGGGCCGCCUGGAAGGACCUGGUGGACAUGGAGGCCGUCGAGGAGGCCUACUGUAACCCCGCGAACAACGCCAGUAAAGGGAUCUCUAAGGUGGACUUCCUCACCAUGACGAGCGGAGGCUCCAGAGUGCAGCGGCUGUCCACGGUCUCCUCCAUCACCAAGCCCCCCCACUUCAUCCUCACCACCGACUGGCUGUGGCACUGGCAGGGCGAACGGGGGAAGUGGUUCGAGUUCGGCUCCGAGGGUGACGGGGACGCACCGUCCAUCACGUCUCAGACACUGGAGAACGUCUACCUGGCCGACACCGACGGGGAGAUCCCCUUCACCACAGGCGGCCAGCAUUACGUUCUCUAUUUCAAAGACAUGAUUCAGGAGAACGUCAAAUUCAAAACGAGGAGGCCGGUUCGAAGGCGACCACGCUUUCUGUCUGGUGCAGAGGUGGAGAAGAAGCUGAAGAAUGGUACUCCAGAAGCUUCCGGCUCCACUCCCACGAGCGUUCCUGAGCACUGGGAUCAGGAGGCCCUGUCUGACUUUGAGUACAAGCUCACGCGCCUGGCGGCCGGCUCCACAGAGUUCUCUCAGGUGCGGAAGCUGUUCCAGCGCACCAUGCCCAGCAGCACCGUGCACAGCAUCCAGAGGAUCCAGAACCCCUCCCUGCACAGGGUCUUCCAGUGGCAGAAGGAGAAAAUGCAGAAGAAGAACGGCGGGAAGCCCGUAGACCAGCGGCUGCUGUUCCACGGCACGGAGGGGGCCCUCACACAGGCCAUCUGCGAGCAGAACUUCGACUGGAGGAUGUGCGGCGUGCACGGGUCGCUGUACGGCAAAGGGAGCUACUUCGCCCGGGACGCGUCGUACUCCGACCGCUUCUCCAAGUCCAGCAAGGGGAUGAAGACCAUGUUCGCCGUGCAGGUGCUGGUGGGGGAGUUCACCCGAGGGGACCGCACCUACCUGCGGCCCCCGGCCAAGGGCCCCAAACAGAGCCUCUACGACAGCUGCGUGGACAGCGUGGAGAAGCCCACCAUCUUCGUCGUCUUCGAGAAGCACCAGAUCUACCCCGAGUACAUCAUCGAGUACAGUCCCUGAGGCUGAAGCCUCAGCACGGCGCCCUAACUCCCGAAUGUCGCUGCACAGAGCUCUAGUUCCAGGAUAUAUGGGGAACUAAUAUGCGCCGAUACGCUUUGGAUCAAAAAUGGCUUUGACUGUCUUACAUGCACUCAGUGAGCACCUUAUUGGGUAUUUAUGAGACUUGUUUUUUUUAGGCUGAGUGAGUGGACUGCUGCCGUAGCCUUUCCGCUUAACGGUUUGACGCGUUGUGCGUUCAGAGACGCUCUUCUGCAUAUUCACCGCACCAUUCUCUGCAAACUCUAGAGACUGUUGUGCGUGAAAAUCCCAUUUCUGAGACACUCAAACGACCCUGUCUGGCACCAACAAUCAAUCCACGGUCAGAGUCACCUGGAUCACAUUUCUUCUCCAUUCUGACAUUUUGUCUGAAAAACAUUUAGUUGCUGCCAUAUGAUUGGCUGAUUUUAAUAUUUGCAUUAACAAGCUGGUGUACAGGUCUACCGAAUAAAGUGAUCACUGAGUGUAGAUUCUAUGAGCUUGAAUACAAGACUAUAUUUAACUAUUCUUUCUAAAAUUACUGCUGUGAUUAACAUUCGCUAGGAAAUAUCUGGGAAUAAAUAUUUGCGAUUUAAUGGUCUGACGCUAUGCCUUUAAUAUACUCACUGUUAAUCUCAUUCUGACCGGAAGGGGAUCUAAACCAAAGUACUGUUGAAUACCUAACAAAAUGCUAUCGUAAAAUGACUGAUUUGUCCGGAACAAUUAUGUUGUGUUAUAAAUGUCUCAUGCAUUUUAAACAGACAUUAAACGGUACAAUAUUAA